GUAGCGUGUACUGGUGGGUGUCGUUAAUAGCCGUGUGUUCGGCUGACACAUGGCGCUUCCCAGAGAAGACAGCGAGAGCGGCGCGCAUCGAGUCCAAAGUAAAGUUCAGCGAGCCCCCUAUCAACAGUAAUCAAAACUUCCUACCUAACAGAGGGAAUAUCCCGAACAAUGCAGUGCCGAAUGAUUUAAUAGACCAAGCGGCGUCCCAGAACUUCUACUAUCAGCCGGGCGGCGGGCACUACGGGGACGUGGUCCGACCACCGCAAGGGAAGAAGGUACCCUUUCUCAUGCACCAGACCACGGAGAAACAAAUAUUCGAUAAACCCGUGCAUGAAACGGAAUCCGACGGUACCCUGGACUCCCUGGACCGCUGCAUGUGCAGGCAGAAACGGGACUGCAUGCAGCGACUGACCAAUGCGCGCGUGUGCGGUCCGAAUAUGAAAUUGUGUUGCUUCACUGACCACAAUCCUUCAGCCGUGAACCGAGCAGAGUACUUCAACGAGCUAGUAGACGAGCGCCCCAUGCUGCUACCGGGCCGUGCGCUUAACAGCGGGCCCUUCCCGCCUCCCCCCGACUCCGUGCUCACCGGUGCCGGCAAGUUCGCGCCCGGCAGAGCCCCUGAUGCCAUGCUGCUCGCUGCGCUCGACAUGUACCGCGCCCAGCCCGCCCCUACCCGCUCGCGUCUAGGGGCUCUGCUACCAGCUCGCAAACACGUUCCCACGCCGCAGCUCAACCGGCCUGUGCUUAUCGGCACCGGAGGCCCCAACGCGCUGCACCGUGCCGGCACGCACAUGGUGCCCAAAACUAACUACAUACCACCUGACAGCAAAAGACCGAUUCUCGUCGGUGCCGAAGGACCUACCGGAGUUGUAGGAUCCUACAGAAUCGGCCCGCAAAGUCAGCACCCGAAGCCUUUGGUUAUCAACGACGAGAGACCGGGACUAGCGAACCCCAAUGGACAGAAUUACGAAGGCAGUCUCAUUCCGUACAGUUUGCAGCAGGACUUGCACCCGAGCCAGUCCGCCCAGAGACCGAUCCUUGUCGGCCCCGGAGGCCCAACCGGCGUUAUUGGGCCGGAGUACAAUCAGCGACCGAUUCUGGUAGGUCCAGGCGGACCCACGGGCUUGAUCGGACCGCGCAGGCCUAUCUUGGUUGGUCUCGGGGGACAACCGGGUAUGAUCGGACCAAACUACAUGCCGACAGCGAAGCCAGGCGUCCGACGACCUGUGCUGGUGGGCCCCGGCGGACCGACGGGGGUCAUAGGACCCUACAGGAUAUAUUUUAAGUAACGUAGUGUUAGCUGUUAUUGUUAAUUUCUUUUAUUAACACGACUGCAAGCCAACCGCGGUCCUAUAGGAUUGUUUUAAUGUAAAUAAUUUAACAAAUAAAACUUUAAUUCGAUAAAGAAAUAUUUUAAUACCAAAAUGUAAAAAGUUUAAUAAUAUUAAAAAAAACUAUGUAUUUUGUUUUGAAAGCUGGACAGAGAUGCGAACCGACUCUAGUCCAUGAACACAAACUAGCGAAAAAACAUCCAGUGUAAAAAAAACUAAUACAUAAUUAAAUAAAAUCUUAAGUUACCUAA
Molecule: messenger RNA, 1582 nt
Organism: Papilio polytes (common Mormon)
Lineage: Eukaryota; Metazoa; Arthropoda; Insecta; Lepidoptera; Papilionidae
Product: collagen alpha-1(X) chain-like
Source: RefSeq, a predicted model, not a curated record